AUGAAGUCUUUCAUCGCUAUCCUUGUUUCAGCUUCCUUCCUUUCCGGAGCUGUCUCAGCUCAGAACAACAACACCGUCUCCCACGCCCCAUCUUUGAUCGACCCGCGAACGCUCUACCCUCAGCGGGUCAUCCUCCCUGACCAAGGCUUCCCGGGCCUUCACCGGAACUGGGAUCCCCCCAUCGACAGCGGCGAGCAAUCAUACGUCGGCACCGGCCGACUCAAGGGCCGCAAGGCCCUCAUCACGGGCGGAGACUCCGGCAUCGGGCGAGCAGUCGCCAUCGCCUACGCGCGCGAAGGCGCCGACGUGACCAUCAACUACCUGCCCGAAGAACAACCCGACGCGGACGAAGUGCGCACCCUCGUCGAAGCCGCCGGCGUGCGCUACUUCGCCAUGCCGGGCGACCUGCGCAACGAGACCUUCUGCGCCGACCUCAUCCACCGCGCGCACGCCGCCAUGGGGGGGCUCGACAUCCUGGUCAGCAACGCGGGCUACUUCGUGCAGCACUUCGACAUCGCGACCCUGCCCACCGAGCAGAUCCUCCAGACCUUCCAGGUCAACGUCUUCGCCUCCUUCUACCUCGUCCGCGCCGCAGCCCCCCUCCUCCCGCCCGGCGCAUCCGUCAUCUUCACCUCCUCGGGCAUGGCGCGCCGUCCGCACGGCGCGGCAGUUGACUACGCUGCCACAAAGGCCGCGCUGGUGUCUAUGGCCCAGACGCUGGGCCUGCAGCUCGGCCCGCAGGGGAUUCGGGUUAAUGCGGUGGCUCCCGGGCUGACUGCUACUAAUUUCUUGACGUCGCAUGGUUUGACGACGGAGAAUGCGGAUACCAUCGCGGGCCAGCUGCCGCUGGGACGGAUUGCGCAGCCGGCGGAGCUUGCCCCUGUUUAUGUGAUGAUUGCGGAGGGCAGGAGCUCGCAGUCGCUUGCUAGUGCGUAUGGGGUGAAUGGGGGGAAUCUGUCGUUUUGA
Chaetomium fimeti is the source of this 966-nucleotide messenger RNA. RefSeq lists its product as uncharacterized. The transcript has 2 exons. Lineage: Eukaryota; Fungi; Ascomycota; Sordariomycetes; Sordariales; Chaetomiaceae. The record is from RefSeq and is a predicted model, not a curated record. The coding region runs from base 1 to 966 and encodes 321 amino acids. Gene Ontology annotation, molecular function: oxidoreductase activity.